Messenger RNA from Mesocricetus auratus (golden hamster), 4877 nucleotides. RefSeq names its product tyrosine kinase 2 (gene Tyk2). Lineage: Eukaryota; Metazoa; Chordata; Mammalia; Rodentia; Cricetidae. The transcript is spliced from 25 exons. The record is from RefSeq and is a predicted model, not a curated record. Gene Ontology annotation, biological process: cytokine-mediated signaling pathway; intracellular signal transduction; cell differentiation. The coding region runs from base 300 to 3860 and encodes 1186 amino acids. Gene Ontology annotation, molecular function: ATP binding; cytokine receptor binding; non-membrane spanning protein tyrosine kinase activity. Gene Ontology annotation, cellular component: cytosol; cytoskeleton; membrane.
GGCUCGUAGGCCGGGCGGGCCGGACUGCGGCCAAAGGGCAUGCGCGAUCAGGCGGCCAAUGGCCCGCGGCGCGUUGGCCCCGGCCUUGCAGCCGCUCCGGGCAGUGGGGCGGGGUCCAGGGUCCCAGCCAGACUACCCUGCGAACGGUUCCUGCUGUGCCAUGCAGAACCAGGUUGGAACAUCUUUCCAUAGCAGCGGUGGUCUCUGCGUCUCUGAUUCACCCAGGGAAGUGGAGGACCACAGAAGUUAAGCGCAUUUCCUGAGGUCGGACAGAAAGUUCCAAGACGAACCACCAGUGGAUGGUGACCAGCAUGCCUCUGUGUCGGCGAAGAGCCGCCCCGAAAGACAACAAGGCUCAUGGCGCAGAAGCUCAGCCGCUGGUGCCUACAGGAAGAUUGAUGGUGCUGCUGCACUGGGCUGGGCCAGAGGGCGGGGAGCCCUGGGUCACCUUCAGCCAGGAGUCCCUGACUGCGGAGGACGCCUGCAUCCACAUUGCAAACAAAGUUGGCAUCACCCCACCCUGCUUGAAUCUCUUUGCACUCUAUGAUGCACAGGCCAAGGUCUGGCUGCCCCCAAACCACGCCCUAGACACAGCCCGAGAUGUGAACCUAAGGCUGUAUUUCCGAAUGAGGUUUUACUUCCGGAACUGGCAUGGCAUGAAUCCCCAGGAGCCAGCUGUAUGCCGAUACGGUUCCCCAGGGGCAGAGACGUCCUCAGAACGGGCAGAGCAGGGUGUGCAGCUCCUGGACUCGGCCUCGUUUGAGUACCUCUUUGAGCAGGGAAAACAUGAGUUCAUGAACGACGUGGUGUCUCUGCGGGACCUGUCUAGUGAGGAAGAGAUCCACCACUUUAAGAAUGAGAGCUUAGGCAUGGCCUUUCUGCACCUCUGCCACCUUGCUCUCUGCCGUGGUGUCCCCCUGGAGGAGAUGGCCAGAGAGAUCAGCUUUAAGAAAUGCAUCCCUCGUUCAUUCCGCCAGCACAUCAGCCAGCACAAUGCGCUCACGCGCCUGCGUCUCCGCAGAGUCUUCCGGCGAUUCUUGAGGGCCUUCCAGCCUGACCACCUCUCCCAGCAGGUUGUGAUGGUUAAGUACUUGGCUACACUGGAGCGGCUGGCUCCUCGAUUUGGCUCAGAGCAUAUACGGGUAUGUCAUCUGGAGGUACUGGACCAGCCUGAAAGAGAUCCAUGCUACAUCCAGAACAGUGGGCAGACUACUGGGGACCCAGACCCAGAGCUGACCACCAGGCUUCCCACCCACGAGGUACUGGUGACAGGCACCGGAGGUAUCCAGUGGCAUCCACUUCAGAUCCAGGAAUCUGAGAGAGGUAGCAGCAGAGGGAAUCUCCAAGGCAACCGGUCUGGGAAGAAAGCGAAGACCCCUGAGGCUGGCGAACAGCUGACCAAGAGCCCUGGGGACCCACCCUGGACCUACUUCUGUGACUUCCAGGACAUUUCCCACGUGGUGCUGGAGGAGUGUCGCGUGCGCAUCCACCUUCAGGACAACAAGUGCUUGUUGCUGUGCCUGUGUUCCCGGGCUGAGGCCCUGUCCUUUGUGGCCCUGGUGGAUGGCUAUUUCCGCUUGACUGCUGACUCCAGCCACUACCUGUGCCAUGAGGUGGCCCCCCCGAGGCUGUUGACUAGCAUCCAGAACGGCAUCCAUGGGCCCCUGAUGGAUCCAUUUGUGCAGGCCAAGCUGUGGCCGGAGGACGGCCUCUACCUGAUCCAGUGGAGUACCAGCCACCUUCACCGCCUGAUCCUCACUGUGGCCCAUCGAAACCCAGCUCCCAGCAGUGGCCCUAAGGGCCUGCGCCUCCGAAAGUUCCCCAUCACCCAGCAGCCUGGAUCCUUUGUGCUGGACGGCUGGGGCCGCUCCUUUGACAGCGUGGGGGACCUUCGAGUCGCCUUGCAGGGCUGCUCUCUACGGGCUGGGGACGACUGUUUCCCCUUGCACCAUUGCUGCCUGCCCCGGCCAGGAGAAAUCUCCAACCUCAUGGUCAUGCGGGGGUCUAGUGCCCACACCCGGCCUCUUAACCUCAGCCAGCUCAGCUUCCACAGGGUUCACCAGGAUGAAAUCACACAGCUGUCCCACUUGGGUCAAGGCACAAGGACCAAUGUUUAUGAGGGCCUUCUAAGAGUGGGAGGCCCUGACGAAGGCAAAGUGGACAGUGGAUGUCCCCCUGAACCUGGUGGAGGCACUGGGCAGCAGCUUCGAGUGGUGCUUAAAGUCCUGGACCCCAGUCACCAUGACAUUGCCUUGGCCUUCUACGAAACAGCUAGCCUCAUGAGUCAGGUAUCACACAUGCACCUGGCUUUCCUGCAUGGUGUCUGUGUGCGUGGCUCAGAGAAUAUCAUUGUGACAGAGUUUGUGGAACAUGGUCCCCUGGAUGUGUGGUUACGGAGACAGAGGGGGCGAGUGCCCAUGACCUGGAAGAUGGUUGUGGCUCAGCAGCUGGCCAGUGCCCUCAGCUACCUGGAAGAUAAGAAUCUGGUUCAUGGAAACGUAUGUGGCCGGAACAUCCUGCUGGCCCGGCUGGGGCUGGAGGAGGGUACCAGCCCCUUCAUCAAGCUAAGUGAUCCUGGUGUGGGCCAAGGUGCCCUGUCCAGGGAGGAGCGAGUGGAACGCAUCCCCUGGACAGCUCCUGAGUGCCUAUCUGGAGAGGCCAGUAGCUUGGGUACUGCCACGGACAUGUGGGGCUUUGGUGCCACCCUCCUUGAGAUCUGCUUUGAUGGGGAGGCACCCCUGCAGGGUCGUUGUCCCUCAGAGAAAGAACGAUUCUACACAAAGCAGCACCAGCUGCCUCAGCCCUCAUGCCCGGAGCUGGCCACACUCACCCGCCAGUGCCUGACCUACGAACCAGCACAGCGGCCAUCAUUCCGCACCAUUUUGCGGGACCUCACUAGGCUGCAGCCACAGAAUCUAGUGGGUGUCUCAGCUGUGAACGCAGACUCAACAGCAUCAGACCCCACUGUUUUCCACAAGCGUUAUUUGAAAAAGAUCCGGGAUUUGGGCGAGGGUCAUUUUGGCAAGGUCAGCCUGUACUGCUAUGAUCCAACCAAUGAUGGCACUGGCGAGAUGGUGGCUGUGAAAGCCCUUAAGGAGGGAUGUGGCCCCCAGCUCCGCUCAGGCUGGCAGCGGGAGAUCGAAAUCCUACGGACCCUGUACCAUGAACACAUUGUCAAGUACAAAGGCUGCUGUGAGGACCAAGGAGAGAAGUCUGUACAGCUGGUCAUGGAGUACGUUCCCCUCGGCAGCCUCCGGGACUACCUGCCACGGCACAGUGUUGGGCUGGCACAGCUCCUGUUAUUCGCGCAGCAGAUCUGCGAGGGCAUGGCCUACCUGCACGGGCAGCGCUACAUUCACCGAGACCUAGCCGCGCGCAACGUGUUUCUGGACAACGACAGGCUGGUCAAGAUUGGAGACUUUGGCCUAGCCAAGGCAGUGCCUGAAGGCCACGAGUACUACCGCGUGCGCGAGGACGGGGACAGCCCUGUGUUCUGGUAUGCCCCGGAAUGCCUGAAGGAGUGCAAAUUUUACUAUGCAUCAGAUGUCUGGUCCUUCGGGGUGACCUUGUAUGAGCUGUUGACGUACUGUGACUCUGGACAGAGCCCCCCCACGAAAUUCAUCGAGCUCAUCGGAGUCACCCAGGGCCAGAUGACCGUGCUGAGGCUCACAGAGUUGCUGGAACGAGGAGAGAGGCUGCCUCGGCCUGACAGAUGUCCCUGUGAGAUCUAUCUCCUCAUGAAGAACUGCUGGGAGUCCGAGGCCUCCUUCCGGCCCACCUUUCAGAACCUUGUGCCCAUCCUCAAGACAGCCCAGGAGAAGUACCAAGGCCAGGUGCCUUCAGUGUUCAGUGUGUGCUGAUAGGUUCAAGGGCAGGGGGAGGGGCCUGACGGAGAAGCCCCACCGCAUGCUGUACACCUUACUCUUGCCCAGAAACCCCUUUCUGUGAACUAACACCUUUCCGUCCUUGACCAUGAGCCUGGCUGUGAUCUGAACAAACCCUGGAUACCCAGAAAAAGGGCCAAGUGGACCCUUGAGUCUUCCGUUCUGGGUCCAUCCGUCUUCACAGUGGAGACCCGCCAUCUUCACUAGCUGGGAAGAAACUGUUUGCUCUUCUAGAAGCCUGGGGCCUCCGAGGUCCAUAUUCAGCAAGGUGGCAUGACAAGGUGUGUAGAUAGAUUGAGACUUCAGAAGGAGCUGGAACACUUCUGGUCACCCCUCAACCAGCGGCCAAGCUGGGGUAUGACCAGCAAAGCCUGUGCUUAGUGGGGAGACCUGGGUUCCUUCCCUAUCAACCUAAGCCACCAGCUAGAUCAGUUCCUGGUAUACAGAAGGCACGCAGUAACUGCUUGUUGGAGGCUGGGGAGAUUGCCCUGCCAGUGAAGUGCUCAAUUCCCAGAGCCCAUGUUAGCUGUGUGGGUGGGACAAGCUUGUGAUCUCAGCACUGGGGGAUGGAGACAGGCACCUCCCUGGGGCUCGCUACUCCAUUCAGUGAAACGCAGGCCAAGGAAUCUGCCUCCAAACAAAAUGGUGGGACAGUGCUUCAGGAAAUGUACCCAAAGUUGCCCUCGGCCUCCUACACAAACACCUGCACAUACACCUGUACAUACAUUUGCAUACACACACACACACACACACACACACACACACACACACACGAGGGACAUUUGUCACAUAGGUAGGACUCUGCCCAUUUUACCCUUUUCUUCCUGUGUGACCUCAGGUAAAUGUCUUGACCUCUCUGGGCCUCAUGUCUCAACUCUGGGAAUGGUCAGGCUUUCUACCUCAUAAGACUCUUAAAGAGCGCUGAUGAGUUGUGUUUAAAUUGCUUAGGAGAGAGACAGAUACAUGUUUAAUAAAUGUUUAUGUUUAUUACUA